AUGCACUUUCAUAGUGUAGAAAUGAGCUACACUUUCAUGGUGUAUAUGAUAACCAGUGAAUUGAAGAAAUCACGUUUAAGUGGGAAAUUAACAGAUAACCCCCGGUCGUGUGGCAUGUGGGGUGAGAGACAGAGUGGAGGAGGAGGAAAGCGAGAGACGAGCCUUACAUUGGAGGAAUCCAGCGCGGGCGGGGAGCUUCGUGCGGGAUCGGGACCAAAGGUGCCUCUGCAGCCACAGAGCGACGAUUCGGACAUCUGGGAUGACACCGCCCUGAUAAAGGCGUACGACAGAGCGGUGGCCUCGUUUAAGAAUGCUCUAAAGAAUGGUGAGUGUUCAGAGCCUUCUGACAAAGACCAAUGCUCAGGGACAAAGAGAAAAAAUAGUAAAAAGAACAGAAGCAGGAAGAAAAGCAACGCAGCACCCUUGAAACAGUGGAGAGUUGGUGAUGCCUGUAAUGCAGUUUGGUCUGAGGAUGGCAAUGUAUACCUAGCAACUAUUGCCUCAGUCAAUCAGAAGAGGGGGACCUGCGUUGUUGUUUACACUGGGUAUGGAAAUAGGGAGGAGCACAAUCUAUGUGAUCUGCUUCUUCCAAACACCAUUGAAAAAGAAAAUGAGGAGCAGAAUGCUGGGGAGAAUGAAAAUGAGACUCCUUAUUCAACAGAUGAAAGUGAAAAGUCCUCCCAGUCACCUGGAAACAAAUACAACUCUACAAACUUAAAAUCCUCUAAUUGGAAUGCUCAUUUUCUGCCACCUCCACCACCAGGUCUGCAAAGGUCCGGAUCAAAAUUCAGUGGACCACCACCCUUCUUAUCAAGCUGCCCCCCACCAUUUCCAACAGGGCCACCGCUGAUUCCUCCUCCACCACCACCCAUGGGUCCAGACUCUCCUGAAGAUGAGGAUGCUUUGGGAAGUAUGUUAAUAGCUUGGUAUAUGAGUGGCUAUCACACUGGCUACUAUCUGGGUUUAAAACAGAGCCGAAUGGAAGCUGCCUUGGAGAGAUGUCCCCACCCUAAAUAAAUAUCAUUUACUACCUUGAGCAAUUCUAGGUACAAAUAUCCCUCUCUGGGAGAGAUGUCACUGUGCACUGGUUGAUAAUGAAGAUCUGAUUUUUAAAAAAAUCACGAAGAUUACCUGAGCCUGAUAUCUAAGACUCCUUACAUUUUAAUAGGGACUUCCCUGACUGAAUUAGUGUUAACACCAGACUUCAACCAGCAAGAUAUAUAUUUUAAAAGCACUGCAGCAAUAAAGUGCCACCUGCCCCACUUAAAUUGUUUAAAGCUAAUGUUUAAGGGAUUUUAAAAGUACUGUUCCUUUAGAAAUAAGUGAGACUUGCUGAUCUUUCUGCAUUGUUGAAUGUAUCUUGCAUUUUAAAAUUCUCAAUGUAAAUUAUAGUACAGAACUGAAGUACAAAAAACCUUACCAAGAUACGAAUUGGCAGUGACGUAUGUAGUUGACUUGGGGGGGGGUAAUGACAUGUAGAAAAUGUUACACAUUCAAUAUCCUAUCUUAUGAGUAGGAUAAGAACCUUGAACAUAAAGCAGAUGAGAGAGGGAAGGCUCAUUUGUAGGUUAUGUUUAUUUUGCAUGUUUGUAAAUAAAAUUACUCGAACUUUGAAUUUGUAUUUUUAAAUGACCAUUACAUAAGUUGUAUGCACACAGCCUAGCCAAAGUAUUAAAUCAUAGUAGCCCACUGUGCCCUA
Molecule: messenger RNA, 1699 nt
Organism: Pelodiscus sinensis (Chinese soft-shelled turtle)
Lineage: Eukaryota; Metazoa; Chordata; Testudines; Trionychidae
Source: RefSeq, a predicted model, not a curated record